ACCCCAAAAAUUAACUAUUUAAUAUUUUCAGAGACAUAAAACCUUGAGAAAAUGGGUCUGGAGGACUGGAAGGAUGUUAUUGGGAAUACAGCCACAGUUUGUGCUAUAGGAAUGUUUCUUUCUGGACUGGAGAUAUGCUUGAAACUCUACAAGACUAAGACUUCCGGAGAUUUAUCUCCGAUGUCCUUUUUGGUCGGGAUUGUCAUGACUUUUGUUUGGGUCAACUACGGAAUUCUAAUAGAUGAUGCUAAUGUGAUAAAUGUGAACGGAGCAGGGUUUAUUCUUCAAAGUUUCUACAUCGUUUUCUUUUAUGUAUAUGCCGUCAAUAAAACAAACCUUAUGAAGAAAAUCAUUUUAGUUGUACUGAUCCUUGUAUCUGUACACGUGUACAUAACCUAUGGAGUGAAUGUUACUCAAAAUAUUGGAUUCUUCGCUGCUGGUUUGUCUGUGGCCUACUGUGGAGCACCCCUAGCAGCAAUUAAUCACGUGAUCAGGACGAAAUCAGCAAAUACACUCCCGUUCUUCCUUAUUCUGAUGACAACUAUAGUAACCGGACUGUGGACUGUGUACGGAACAAUACUCCAGGACUCCUUCAUCAAAAUACCAAAUUUUCUUGGAUUCCUGAUUGCUGUCCUUCAGCUCUCUCUCUUCUUCUACUAUCCUGUCACCACUAUCCCGCCCAAAAAUUCACCGAUGAUGGACGAAGUUCCUCUAAUAUUAAUCUGUGAACCCGAAAUUAGCCAAGAAGAGAAAACAUUGAAGCCUUGAUAACGCAUUGCUCAACGUUGCCUUAAUUUAUUUUGAUAC
Molecule: messenger RNA, 807 nt
Organism: Eurytemora carolleeae
Lineage: Eukaryota; Metazoa; Arthropoda; Copepoda; Calanoida; Temoridae
Product: sugar transporter SWEET1
Exons: 10
Coding region: 52-768 (238 amino acids)
Biological process (GO): carbohydrate transport
Cellular component (GO): membrane
Molecular function (GO): sugar transmembrane transporter activity
Source: RefSeq, a predicted model, not a curated record